UUCGCGUGGAAGGGGUACAUCCGGUCUAAUGGCGUCAAGAGCCAAGCAUUGUUGUCACAUUUUGUCCUACAGUGUUUCAAUAUUUCGCAUUGUUUAUGUUGCUUGAAUUUCGUGAGGAAAAGACAGGAGGCACAGCCGGUUGCGCGGAUUACGAUAAACGGAAGCAGGAGUGAGCGAAUUUGUACGCGUGCGAUGCAUAUCAAGAUGCAGGUACAAAAGGCUGAUCUUCACAGAUAGUUGGAUGCUAUCUGUAGAAGCAGAUAAGUUUUAAGAGAAUGACUAAUCGUUGAAUGAAUAUUGGGAAUAUUCAACCAUGGAAAUUACGACAGAGGAAGCACAAGCUGUGCUUUUGGAAGGGAUGGAAGGUGCUCAGUACAUCACUAUUCAGAGAGCUGACGGGGAAUCCUUGAGCAAAGGAGUACCACUGUUAGCUUUGAAUGGUGAAUUGAUUUCAGACGGGAUGGUUGUGGACAUGAUUAAUGCUGGAGUUGGUACAGAUUAUGGCACUGCAACUCAGUAUUAUGAGGAUGACUUGUUGUCACAUGAACUAACAGAGAAUGUAAAUUGUGUGAUGCAGGAGGACCGUAAACUGGCUGCUGCUUUAGUUGCAGUGCAGUUGCACCAGCAGCAAAAGCAACAGCAAUUACACAUUCAGUCUCAACAUGAGGAUCCGACUUUACCAGAUGUUUCUCAUUUGGAAACCUUAGCACCGGUAAAUUCGUAUGCCAUCCAAACUGUACCAGAACCAAACACCCCAACAGUCUACCCGACAUUGCAACCUUUCAAGAGAAUUACGCAGAACGUGAAGCAAGAAUUCAUCAACGUCAAAAGUGAAUACGACGUUGAGGUUUCCGCGGAGAGUAGUGAGGAUGCUACGUCAGCAUCUGGACCUAAAAGAACGUUGCCACAUAAGAAAAGGAUACCUCGUAAAUUAAAACAGCAAACGAAAAAGAGUACCGCGCGAAGGGAUAAUAGCAAAUCAAGCCAAGAAAACGCGGCGAUCGACUCCGCUAAUGAAGUCCAAGCUAAUAUCUUCAAGUGUGAAUUGUGUAGCUCGAAGUUUAGCAGCCAGUUGAAGUUUUUCGAACAUCUGAAGGUGCAUUAUGAGCCGGUCAAACAAGAGACGCGAAUAGCUCAAGCGACAAAUACCAAUAUCACGAUAUCAGUGCCAGAAACAGUACAUAAUUUAGACAAUACUGUAAUCGAAGAAUUCAGUGAACCCGAAGAUCUAAUGGAGGGUAUUCGCGGUGUAGUGGAGGAAACCGGUGCGCACAUUGACGAAGACACGGAGCCUCCACUGUCCACUGCGAACAACGAGUCGACAAUGUGGAACAUCGCCGAUAUCACCGAGCAGGCACAGAGGGACCAUAUGAGGGCGUCGGUUGUUGGCGAAAAAAGCUUAGACGAGAAAGCGAAGACGGACAUUCCGCAAACGACUAAGAAAAAGAAGUCGCCGAAAACGCGAAAGUCAACUGACGAAUUAACGUGCCCUCAAUGCAGUCGUUCAUUCCACCAUAAAAAUAGUUUAGUCUACCACAUGCGAUCUCACAGCGGAGAACGGCCGCAUCAGUGCGAAAUCUGUAGUAAACGUUUUUUCGCUGCUAGCGCGUUGAAGGUGCACAAAAGACUUCACAGCGGCGACAAACCGUACAAGUGUGAGGAGUGCGGCCGGCACUUUCGGCAAUGGGGCGACCUCAAGUACCACUCGACGAGCAUUCACUCGGAACACAAGCAGUACCAGUGCGAGUACUGCGCCAAGGAAUUCGCCCGGAAGUAUUCGUUGAUCGUUCACAGGCGUAUCCACACCGGCGAGAAGAACUAUCGUUGCGAGUACUGCAACAAAACGUUCAGGGCGAGCAGUUACCUGCAGAAUCAUCGGCGCAUACAUACCGGCGAAAAGCCACAUCCGUGCGCCGUGUGCGGCAAGCCGUUCCGAGUGCGCAGCGACAUGAAACGCCACAUGCAUACGCACUCCAGAACGAAGGGCGACAAGCCAUUGAAUAGAAUCCUAACGAGCAAAACGGUAGAAGAGGAGAGUGACAAAGCGGUACAGGCGCAAUCAAUUCACGAUCUCGUGAGAGACUUGAAAUUGGAGGUUGAGGCGACAGGGGUGGUGAAAAUCGUGCCGCCGGACGACAAUCCGGAAAGUAUUCUGCCGCACACAGGCGGACAAAACUUGGAAUAUACCGUGCCGCCUACAACGGACACGGCUGCCGAUAGAGAUCCGCUGGAAGCUGCUGUACGAACUAAUGAAAACAUACAAUAUUAUUUGAUAUAACCUCAGAACAUCAUACAUGAAGGAAAAGUGUGCUCCGCUGUACAAUAGGGUUGAUCGUUCAAUCAGUACGCAACUUGAGAAGUUUAUAAAAUAUAAUGUAUAGGUCUUGCAAAAUUGUGGAUGUCGAACUGUUAAAUUCUGCAAGUAUAUUUAUAUUUAAAUUAUUAGUAUCAGAGGCAAUUUAAAGAAUUUAUAUAAAGGAACUAAAAGAACUGACUCGAGCAAAAAAGU
Harpegnathos saltator (Jerdon's jumping ant) is the source of this 2509-nucleotide messenger RNA. Its product is annotated as zinc finger protein 271. Bases 314 to 2278 code for a protein of 654 amino acids. Gene Ontology annotation, molecular function: DNA-binding transcription factor activity, RNA polymerase II-specific. Gene Ontology annotation, cellular component: nucleus. The record is from RefSeq and is a predicted model, not a curated record. Lineage: Eukaryota; Metazoa; Arthropoda; Insecta; Hymenoptera; Formicidae. The transcript has 8 exons. Gene Ontology annotation, biological process: regulation of transcription by RNA polymerase II.